AUGAAGUUUCCAUUACCUGCCAACACAUUUCCCUCUCUUUUGCUGUCUCAACAUGACCAGGCGGCACUUAAAAGUCUCGCUGAAGCUUUUGUGGAUGAUGCGAUGGUCGAGUAUCGAACCUUUCGAUCCCCACCACUCAAUGGCACUAUUGACGAAACCUGCUUUAAAUUUAUCAAAAAACGGGAUGGGCUGACGUCCUAUCUAGAUCGAAAACAUGUAGAUCGGGCGUUGGAAACUAGUUCGAUAAUGAGGGAUUCGAUACGGGAGAAUAUGGGCACAAAGAGCUCCUCAAAAAAGCUACUAGGUGUUUUGACAGUUGGGACGAUCGACGGGACACUUAACGAUCAAAUGUAUGGCAUGCAUCAUUACAGCACGGAGCUCAUGCGAAUCAAAUCGGCAUACAUGGAUGACUCGAUUGUGGAUGGACGGAUUCUAAGCGAAAUUUGUCCUCCAACUCCAGAAGAUCCUGGACAUGGACUCUACAUAAAGUGGUGUGUCUCAGACUUUGCGCCUACAUUACUUCAUUGCAUCAUUCGACCGCGAGAUUUCGUCUAUUUGGACGGUACAGGAAUCAUUGUGGACGAAAUUACGGGCGAGAGAAUAGGCUAUAGCGUUUCGCACUCCCUUGAAAUUCCAAGCAUUCGAGAGCUGUCCGAGUAUCAAAUUGUGCGUGCGACGGUCUCAAUCUGUGCAUUGUUUCGACAGAAAGCACAUGGCGUAGUGGAAGUCUACCUUAAAGGGUAUGUCGACUCCAAGGGUGACAUUCACACCAGAAUUGCGAUCUCCACCACCUCUGAAGCGUUGAUGUCGUAUCGCCGAGGUACGUAUUGUGGUCAGAUGAAAAAGCUUAAUUGGCUUUUGAAGACCAAGAGGACAGUAAUGCUCGAUCAAUCGAGUGGCAUCUGCUCUGUGUGUCAAAAGACAGUGAAAAAGUUGUCGUCUUUUGAUAAUUCGUGUCAGGUCUGUAUGAAUCAAGUGUGCUCGUCGUGCUGUGAGAUACAUAAACUAGCGUUCUUAUCUACUUCACGGCAAGUUAUACGACGUAAUUUGCUGUUUUGUGCUCGCUGUCUGCGCGUGGCAAAAUUUGCUGACGGACUCGAAGUUGCAUCAGAAGAGCUACGUCGACUGAAUCCACUAGAGUACUUUGAAAUUCCAAUCAACGACGACGACGUAUCAACUUCACCAUCAAGAUCGACUUUGCCCGAUGCCCAACAGGAAUUCUUCGGUGCACUGUAG
Messenger RNA from Plasmopara halstedii, 1236 nucleotides. RefSeq names its product FYVE-FINGER-CONTAINING RAB5 EFFECTOR PROTEIN RABENOSYN-5-RELATED. The record is from RefSeq and is a predicted model, not a curated record. The coding region runs from base 1 to 1236 and encodes 411 amino acids. NCBI's taxonomy places the organism in Eukaryota, Oomycota, Peronosporomycetes, Peronosporales, Peronosporaceae. The transcript has a single exon.